UGCCUUGUCUUUCGUUGUACAGAUGGUGAUGCAGUGUGUGUGUGUGUGUGUGUGUGUGUGUGUGUGUUGCCUUGUCUUUCGUUGUACAGAUGGUGAUGCAGUGUGUGUGUGUGUGUGUGUGUGUGUUGCCUUGAAUUUCGUUGUACAGAUGGUGAUGCAGUGUGUGUGUGUGUGUGUGUGUGUGUGUGUGUGUGUGUGUGUGUGUGUGUGUGUGUGUGUGUGUUGCCUUGUCUUUCGUUGUACAGAUGCUUAUGCAGUGUGUGUGUGUGUGUGUGUGUGUGUGUGUGUGUGUGUGUGUGUGUGUGUGUUGCCUUGUCUUUCGUUGUACAUAUGCUUAUACAGUGUGUGUGUGUGUGUGUGUGUGUGUGUGUGUGUGUGUGUGUGUGUGUGUUGCCUUGUCUUUCGUUGUACAGAUGGUGAUGCAGUGUGUGUGUGUGUGUGUGUGUGUGUGUUGAAAAUGUUCGCAAGAUGAUAUAUAAAUCUUUCAUUUAAAACCACAAAAUGGUGAGUAAUGUUGAGAAGGAAGAAGAAAGGAAGAUUAUGAGGAAGAAGAGGAGGAAGAAGAGGAGGAAUAGGAUUUAAAUGAAGGAAAAUAACAGGGACAAAGUUUUAAAUCAUAUUAUUCGUUAUUUCUUUCUUUAUUCAGUAUUUCCUUAUUCCUUUCUUUAUUUUCGUUUACUUCCUCCUCUUAUCCCUUUUCUGCCAGAGGAGGAAGGGGAAGAAAGGAGGAUGAGGGUGAGGAAGACGAGGAAGAGGAAGAGGAUUAAAUUUCUUUCAUCUUUCUUAGACAGUCCUCAGGAUGUCAACAUUGUAUAAUGGUACAGUGUUGAGACAGGGACGAUCGCGUUAUAAUUCACUAAUUGAGGUUACUUUUGAUAAAUAAACAACUAGUACGGAGUCUUUUAAGUAUUUUACAUUAUCUUAUACCGGAAAAUAUAAAGGAAAAGUGGCGUAAAUAAGAAAAAAAAGGCAAAGAUUAGAGAUGUGGGAUUUUAUAACUUGUGGUAUCUUAAAAUACUAGUAUAAGAUAAACCCUAUGCAAAACGAAUAAUAUAACCUUUAUUAAUCAUCAUAACCUAGAAAACCGAUAAAUAUAUAUAUAAAAACCAGUGUAAUUAGUAAAAAACAAAAAAACUGUCCCUGGGAAGUGAGACGGCCCACAGAGUCGCGCCAAAAACGUGGAUCUACAGGCCAGGCAUCUUAUGUUUAACCAGGUGUACAAGGUGCUGGCUUUCAAGGGCUCCUCCACACCUACAGACACACGCACACACCACCAGAUACAGGAAGCCUUGGAUGUGCCCCUGUGCUCCCCCCCACGCCCCCCUCGCCGCCCUUGGCAGUGUGGGAACCUCGGUACACGCCAGAGUGCCAAAAUUAAUUGAUGAGCUACAGAACUACAGCAUCGUUCAGGUGGCAGCCGGAGACCAGCACUCUCUUUCUCUCACCUCCUGGGGCCUGAUCUACGCACGGGGUGACAAUGGGUACGGUCAGCUUGGCGUCAACUCCUGCGACAGUCCACACCGCCACACGCAAGCUUGUCAAGAGUCUGGCCAGGAAGGUGACAGUGCAGCUGGCCUGUGGCGCCAACCACACCCUUGCCUUGACUGCUGAUGGUGACAAAAUACCUUCGGCCAGUUGGCACUUAGACACCGACAGGGGCCCCAGAAGGAUCCUGCCCUGGUGACCUCCUUGGCUGGCACCCUCUUAGUCCUGCUGGCCGCUGCGGGUCACCACUCUGCUGCCGUGACCCAGGCCGGCUACCUGCUGUUGUGGGGGUCAAACAAGCAGGGUCAACUGGGCUAUACUCCCAAGGGUGAUCCUCUUGUUAGAUCUUCGCAGGGGGGGGGACGUCAGCAUGGCCACCGUCAGCAGGGAGAGUGGGGGUGCUGAGGACUUUUGCAGCCCUCCCCUACCCCGACCAAAUGCCCUCUCUCUCACAAUUCAAGAACAUAUGAUUAAGAAACUUCUGUCAAUUGAGGAAGAAGACAUGAUUGAUGACGAUUUGUUUACGUUCGUACUGGCAUUCAAAACGUGGCCAAGAGUCUUCCUUCGCAUCCCCCCAGCCAGGACGCCUUACGCUGUUAUGUCCUUCCCCUGUACAAGGACUUCACUGACCCUAAACAAACGGCCAAACUCCAAACGCCGUAUGCUGAGGGAGUGUUGAAGCUUGGCAAGGAGAUGGCGGAGGUGUUCAAGACCAGCGUGCCCUUGUGUCUUCCCUGCGGCUGUUGUCCCUGGUCCACGGUCUGAACUUCCAAGCCGGCUGCCGAGUGGGGCGGUUGAACUACGACGACUUUUACAUCCCAGAAAUUGCAGAGAAAAUUGAUAUUAGGAAUGAUUACUUGAACUGGAUGAACAGCAGGCUUCACCCGAU
Scylla paramamosain (green mud crab) is the source of this 2374-nucleotide messenger RNA. Its product is annotated as RCC1 and BTB domain-containing protein 1-like. Lineage: Eukaryota; Metazoa; Arthropoda; Malacostraca; Decapoda; Portunidae. Bases 1294 to 1611 code for a protein of 105 amino acids. The record is from RefSeq and is a predicted model, not a curated record. The transcript has 8 exons.